Effrenium voratum is the source of this 957-nucleotide messenger RNA. The record is from the annotation of a GenBank genome assembly. Lineage: Eukaryota; Dinophyceae; Suessiales; Symbiodiniaceae.
AUGGUGGCGUCGGUCCGAUGUCCGAGCGCAGAUCCAGAGGUGAUGGCCACAACUGACCGAGCCGGGUGCCUCAAGGAAACGAACCUCCAGGAGCUCUCCGCGGCGGAGCACGCGAGCAUCGGCGCGCUGGUGGGCUCUUUGGAGAUGGCCAUCAUGCGCCCGGCGGUAUUCUGGAAGACGGAGCUACAGCAACAGAGAUUUAGCCUCAUGAGGGCGGUGAACCCCAGCUACUGCUAUCGCGGGCUGCCGCUGGCUAUUGCUUCCAUAGCUCCAAUCACUUGCAUCCAGUUUGGAGCCAACAGCGCCUUCAGCACUGCCUUGAAGGAGCUGAGAGGGUCCUCCCAACUGUCGGAGGGAGACAAGAUCCUGGCCGCGGUGACGGCGGGAGCGGCAUCUGCCCUGGUGCAGUGCCCUUGUCAGCUGGUCGAGGUGAACCAAUCGAAUCAUGGCUCCUCCAUGCUGUCGACUGCCAGGCGGGUCGUGUCGAUGCAUGGCAUCCUCGGGCUGUACCGGGGGUACACCAUGGGGGCUACCCGGGAAGGAAUCUUCUGCAGCUCGUACAUGGCGAUAAAUCCCAUGACGAAGCGCUGGCUCCAGAAGAAUCAUCCGGAGCUCUCGGACACUGCGGCGACGCUAUGUUCAUCGGCCGUGUCUGGCACACUUGGCGCGGCCAUGUCGCACCCGGCCGACACGCUGAAGACGCGGCUCCAAGCGGGAGCGUUGCCGCUGCGCCCCGGCGAGGCUCCGGAGGCCAGCCACAUCCGUGGCCCCAUCGCGGCCCUGAAGGACCUGCAGCAGCGCGGGCACCUCCUGCAGAAAUGCUACGCAGGCUUCUCGCCGCGGCUCUUCCGCUUGAUUUGCUGCACCUAUAUCUAUAGCACCAUGACGGAACGUCUGGAGGACCUUUGGCGCAUGGCUUCGGUGGACUUCACCAUGACACCGCUGCCGCUGGCGUAG